AUGGCUCCGAAUGGAAAAAUGCGCGAGAUCGUCUCGCUUCACGUUGGCCAGGCUGGCGUUCAGAUUGGAAAUGCUUGUUGGGAGCUUUAUUGCUUGGAGCAUGGUAUCCAGCCCGAUGGUCUAAUGCCGGAAGAUAAAACUGUGGGAGUCGAAGAUGCGUCUUACAAUACAUUCUUCUCAGAAACGCAGAGUGGGAAGCAUGUUCCACGCGCUGUAUUUGUGGACUUGGAGCCUACUGUAGUGGACGAAGUACGUACUGGCAUCUAUGCGAAACUCUUCCAUCCGGAGCAGCUUAUCACCGGCAAGGAGGACGCUGCAAAUAACUAUGCUCGAGGGCACUACACCAUUGGGAAGGAACUCAUCGAUGUGUGCAUUGACCGAGUUCGAAGGCUCUGUGAACGCUGUGCGUCUCUCCAAGGCUUCCUAAUUUUUCGCUCCUUUGGUGGUGGAACCGGCAGUGGCUUCGCCGCAUUGAUGAUGGAACGUUUAUCCGUUGAUUUUGGCAAGAAAGCCAAACUAGAGUUCAGCAUCUACCCAGCUCCUCAGAUCAGCACAGCCAUGGUUGAACCUUACAACUCCUUGCUCACAACUCACACCACAUUGGAGCACUCAGACUGUUCGUUCAUGCUUGACAACGAAGCCAUCUACGAGAUUGCUAAGACAAAUUUGAAUGUCAGAAGCCCGACCUACACAAAUCUCAAUCGACUGAUUGCUCAAGUUGUAUCUUCAAUAACAGCAUCUCUGCGUUUUGAUGGAGCUUUGAAUGUGGAUCUUACUGAAUUCCAGACGAACCUCGUUCCUUAUCCAAGAAUACAUUUUCCACUGGUGACCUACGCUCCAAUCAUAUCGGCAGAGAAGGCUUAUCAUGAGCAGCUUACCGUUUCCGAGAUCACAAAUGCAUGCUUCGAACCAGGGAGCCAAUUGGUGAAAUGUGAUCCACGUAAUGGAAAAUACAUGGCAUGCUGUUUGUUAUUCAGAGGAGAUGUCGUUCCGAAGGAUAUCAACUCGGCCAUAUCUGUAAUCAAAACAAAAAGAAAUAUACAAUUUGUGGACUGGUGCCCAACUGGCUUCAAAGUUGGCAUCAACUAUCAGCCGCCUACCGUGGUACCCAACGGUGAUAUGGCAAAACUCCAGCGAGCAGUCUGCAUGUUAUCCAACACCACUGCUAUCCAGGAAGCUUGGGCAAGGCUGGACCAUAAAUUUGACCUGAUGUAUGCAAAACGAGCAUUCGUACACUGGUACGUUGGCGAAGGCAUGGAAGAAGGUGAAUUCUCCGAAGCACGCGAAGAUAUGGCAGCUCUCGAGAAAGACUAUGAGGAAGUCGGCGUCGACUCGUUUGAUCCUAAUGAUGAGGAAUAUUGA
Cylicocyclus nassatus is the source of this 1362-nucleotide messenger RNA. The record is from the annotation of a GenBank genome assembly. Lineage: Eukaryota; Metazoa; Nematoda; Chromadorea; Rhabditida; Strongylidae.